CUGUUGACAACAAGAAGAGCGUCAAUAUGGCUGAUCACCAAGCAUGCGAAGUUGGCGUGAAAUCAAAACGAAAGGCUUGCUUUGAAGUAGGCAUUUUGGUGGAUAAAAUGGUAAGAUAAUGGAAAAAUAAUCGCUUCUAUCAUAAGUGCCAAAGAUGACAACGAAGACAGUAAGCGGAGAUUCCUAUGGAAAUCUCCACUCGGAGGGAAAUGCUUUCCAGGUUGAUGGUGGAGUCGUUGUAGAUUCCCCACAGCAGCAAAGAUCAGAAAAUUUGCCUCAGAUAAAUAUUCCUAUUGAAAUCAAAGUAGAGGAAGAAAGUGAGGUUGACGCUGGUCAUGAAAGUGGAAGUGACAGACAGGAAGAAGAAAUGAGUUCGCAGGCAGCUGAGCAUGUUGUGGGGGAUAUUGUGGAGGACGGAGGUGAAGUUUCUUUGCAGGAUUUGCCGGUUGAUGAGAAACCCGCUGAGGGUGAAAUUAUUACUGAAGUAAUAACUGAAAAUAUUUUGCACCAUGAAAAUAAUCGAGACCAAUUUGAAAACACGGAUGGAGAGGACAAAGAUCAAAAUAAUGCAAACAACGAAUCAAACAGUAUUGAUGAUGAAAACCAUGAAGAUAAAGUUGAGGACCAAAAUGGAAAUAAGACGUUUGAGGUAAAGAAAGUGAGAAGCGAACCUCUGAUGAUUCACUUAGGUAAUGAUGAGGAAGAUGAUGAUGAUGGUGAUUGCUUUUCGGGAGAAGGGAAUGGCGAUAAUGAUGAUGGAAUGGCUGGUGAAGAUGAUGACGAUGAGGAUGAUGCUGACAGUGGGAUGAGUUUUGUUGAGGACGAUCGUAGUUUUGAGCCUGACAUAAACACAGGGAGAACCUCAGCUCAGAGCAGAAAUCGGCCCCCGACAACGAGCACACUGCGGGAAGUCCCACAUGGGCUGCGAGCCAAGGCCAAUACGCCAGCCAGUGUAUACACCAUUGCCAACGAAGUAGAGAGUCCGGUUGGUGACAAGAGGCAAGACUCGGGCAGAGCUGGUUCUCGGGGGUCAAGAGAAGAGGUGUUCCAGCGAGCAAUGACCCUCAUGUCGAACCGCUGCACCAGCGCGCGUGAGCAGGAUGGGGUGCUCUUCUCAGCCAGGGACACUCCCUACGGCGUGCACGUGCCUCAGUACUUCUACGUCACGCAGAAGAGGCCAGCCGCCAUGCCACCCCUCAAGGUAUGGCGCGGCUACAAAGGUAACGUGUACUUUGAGCCACUCACCAUACACCAGGUGAAGAACUCACUGGGAAACAAGUCUGCUGACCUUGAACCCCGGGGGUCAGUGUCUAUGUCAGUGUCCCCUUCCAAGACCGUAACCCCCCGUGUACCGACCCGAGCUACGACCGCUGGGGGGUCCAGCAAGUCGUACAGACUGAUCAACUCCUCCCCUCAGGUCUACGUCAUGGACAAACAGGCUGUGGUCGGCUCGCUGGGCGAAGGUAUCCAACGAGAGCUCAGAUACAUCGAGGGAUUGGAGUCUACCGGGAGUCUGGCCAUGCGGCCCAUGAGUAGUGGGGCCACCUUUCACAGAGCGGGGCCCACCUCGAGGCGAAUGCUUUACAAGCGCGAUCGGAUCUGUCGUGGGUCAAACUUCCAUGUGGGUGAGAACGCGUGCCCACGGGGUGGGGCGGGAGGCACUGGGGUUGGUGGCGGUGGGAGUACGGACGCGAUCAGUAGGCGGAGUUCGUAUGCUAGUAGUCGCUUCACCAACCGUAAACAAUACAGUCAGAGCGCGGGCCCGGUGUCACGCCCACACCACGCCUCUCGGUCACGCCCACCUCCACACAAUGGAGCCCAAGAGCUGGUUGUCAGUGGCGACAAGUUUGCUCCGCCCACUGUUAUGUCACCACUUCUAAGAACCACAACUCAGUUCUCCCUGAGCCACCAGCGCUCGCCCAUUGACAGCCCUGAUUUGUUGCGAGAGUACGAGCAGUUACCCCCGAUGGAGCAGGUCAGCGUGAGUCUGCGACACAUGGACAUACAGGAAGGGAGGGAUGACCUGGAGUCGAGACCUUCCUCAUACACGGAAGAGCUGAAACCUUUCAUCAAAUACAGCCCAGAUGUCAAGGGCAGCUAUGAGAGGAACGUGGUUAACACCUGCUGAGUGAUGUGUCGAGGGAUAGUGUGUUAACACCUGCUGAGUGAUGUGUCGAGGGAUAGUGUGUUAACACUUGCUGAGUGAUGUGUCGAGGGAUAGUGUGUUAACACCUGCUGAGUAAUGUGUCAAGGAGUUGUGUAUUGACACCUGCUGAGUGGUGUGUCAAGGAGUUGUAGUUAGCACCUGCUGAGUAUGAGUAGUGUGUGGAUACAUGCUUAGUGGUGUGUCAAUACAUGCUUAGGGGUGUGUUGACAUGUGCUUAGUGAUGUGUUGAUACAUGCUCAGUAGUGUGUCAAUGGUAGUGUGUUGGCACCUGCUGAGUAGUGUUUUGAUACCGGCUGAGUGGUUCUGUACAUGCUUAGUGGUGUGUCAAUACAUGCUUAGUGGUGUGUCGAUACAUGCAUAGAGGUGUGUGAUACCUGCUUAGUGGUGUGUUGAUACCUGCUUAGUGGUGUGUUAAUACCUGCUUAGUGGUGUGUACUUGCUUAGUGGUUCUGUACAUGCUUAGUGGUGUGUUGAUACCUGCCUAGUGGUGGUGUGUUGAUACAUGCUUAGUGGUGUGUCAGUACAUGCUUAGUGGUGUGUCAGUACACGGUUAGUGGUGUCAGUGUGUAGUGUGUUGACACCUGUUGAGUAGUGUGUUGAUACAGGCUGAAUGGUGUCAGUACAUGCUUGAAGGUGGGUCAGUACAUGCUGAGAGAGGUGUGAGAGGAAUCUGGUGCUGAAUGUUUAGUGACAGGUGACCAGUAGUGACCACCUUUAGCAAGGAAGAGGACACACAGGAUGCCUUGAGUCUACAGUUUCUCAGGAUUUUUCUUAACACCUGCUUGGAUAUAUAUAUGAGACCCUCAUGACUUUUAUUGAAUAUCCCGAAAAUUUUUUUGACAAAAA
This is a messenger RNA of Aplysia californica (California sea hare), 3013 nucleotides long. RefSeq lists its product as uncharacterized. NCBI's taxonomy places the organism in Eukaryota, Metazoa, Mollusca, Gastropoda, Aplysiida, Aplysiidae. The transcript has 4 exons. The coding region runs from base 155 to 2128 and encodes 657 amino acids. The record is from RefSeq and is a predicted model, not a curated record.